Seriola aureovittata is the source of this 3159-nucleotide messenger RNA. RefSeq lists its product as uncharacterized. Gene Ontology annotation, cellular component: membrane; microtubule cytoskeleton. Bases 338 to 1636 code for a protein of 432 amino acids. The record is from RefSeq and is a predicted model, not a curated record. The transcript is spliced from 10 exons. Gene Ontology annotation, biological process: negative regulation of microtubule depolymerization. NCBI's taxonomy places the organism in Eukaryota, Metazoa, Chordata, Actinopteri, Carangiformes, Carangidae.
AAUGAGGCGACCCGGCUGGUGACAGGCUUGCAGUCCCGUGCCGGGUGUCUGAUGGUGGUCGACAAGCAAGUAUCCUAUUUGAGAUUAGAAUACUUUUUGACCUUCAUCAUAUCAGAAACGUAUAUACUUUGUCGCUGAUCCAUCGAAAACCGGACAGAGCUGUACAGUAUUUGUGAUGCAGCGGAGAUCAUCACAGAGAUGACGCUUGUAUAACCGUCAGUACAGUAACGUUUGGCUAGCUAACUCACACCUUUAGUUAACGUCAGCCCACUGGUUCAAAUAACACAUUUUGAUAACAUCAUAUUUGAUUCCACGGCGUGACAGUAACCUUAAAAUAAUGCGAAAGGCGUUUCUGAGACAUGUCCGUCGGUUUCCGUGGGUCACCAACGUUACACUGUACGGCUGUCUGUUCGCCGGGGGGGACUUUGUCCACCAGUGGUUCUCGCGGAGGGAGAAAAUGGACUGGUCCCACACAAGGAACGUCGCCGUGGUCGCGUUCAGUUUCCAUGGCAACUUCAAUUUCUUUUGGAUGCGGUUCUUAGAGCGGAGGUUUCCGGGCAAUUCUGCCAGGAUGGUGAUGAGGAAACUGUUUCUGGAUCAGACCACAGCGGCGCCCCUGGCUACCAGUGUCUUCUACACAGGUGUCAGCUUCUUGGAGGGCAAAGAGGACAUCCUGGAAGACUGGAGAGAAAAAUUCUUGAAUACAUAUAAGACAGGGCUAAUGUUCUGGCCAUUCAUGCAGUUUCUGAACUUUGCCUUGGUGCCUCUGUACGUGCGGACCACUUUCACCGGGUGCUGUGCCUUCGUCUGGGCCACCUUCCUGUGCUUCUCACGUCAAAGUGGCGACGGCACAGCUGCUGCUGCUCUGGCAUGGUUGUUCCCUCCCAAAGAGGAUGAAGCAGAAUCCACAAAGGGCAAAGUAGACACUGAAGACAAGAUAGUGGCUCCCAAAGAUGGAACGGUAGCAUCUAAAACCACUCAGAACAGGGACAUCAUCGUUUCUUCUCGGGUUUCGGCGCGCGGGCACUCCAGCGACAUGGAACUGAAGAAAUCUAUUUCGGACACCGAGCGCGCGCUCAGGAGCUACGGCGCCGUGUCGGAAACGGCGUGGACAACGGACAAAGGUCAUUCAGACGUGUCCAUGGCAGAGAGCACCAUGUCUCCAGAGGAGAUCGAGGUGGAGAUGACUCGUAUCCAGCGCCUGCGAGAGGUCCUGGUGCGCCGGGAGUCAGAGCUGCGUUUCAUGAUGGAUGACAUCCAGCUCUGCAAAGACAUCAUGAGUUUAAAGCAGGAGCUGAGACAGAUUGUCGCAGUACCAGAGAAAGACAAAAACAAGAAGCACAGGCAGCGGGAGGAGGAGCUGAUCCUGAAGAUCCAUAAACUGGUACAGAAGAGGGAUUUCCUGGUGGAUGAUGCUGAGGUGGAGAGAUUAAGAGAGCAAGAGGAGGACAAGGAGAUGGCUGAGUUCCUCAGACUGAAGCUGAUGCCUCUGGAGAAGAAGCUCAAAGUCGCACAAAAUCCUCCAAAGCCCAAGAGACAAAUCCUGGAGCCGCCCCCCAACAAACCAUCCAUCACCAAGUCAGGAGUGGCCAUCAUUAAGGACUGCUGUGGAGCCACCCAGUGUGUCGUCAUGUAACUGACAGAGACCUCUUUAUGACCCAGUCCACGUGUCAGACACAACACACUCACAUCACAUGACAUGCCAUUUAUAACUUCCUGUGACUCAGAGAAACCCGGUCAGCCAGGUCUCCCCUGGACUCUGUGAAGGAGUCAGGUUAGUUUAAACAGCUUCAGCCACAAAGGGUCAGCCAGAGGUUUGGACACCGAUACCUAAUCAGUACCCGAGGAGCUUUUGUAACUAAAGACAACAGAAAUUAAAAAUGAUGAGGGAGAAACAUGGGUAUUGUAGAUAAAAAUAAAUCUAAUAUAUAAGUGUGUUAAUUGAGAAACAGAUUUCAUUAUGCAACAUUCCUUUUCAAGAUGGCGAUGUGGUUUACGACGAUGUGUCUGAUACACAGUACAUGUCGGAAGAGAACUACAAGCACAAGGUCCACAUAGUGAACUGUGAAUGCUGGGUUUCUCUGUGUGACAGGAAAAAAACAAACAUCUGCUUUCACCUCAUCACGUUUGGUAAUGGAUAUUUCCAGACCUGCAACUCUACAUAUUUAUCAUUGUUACUAAGUGGGAGGAACACAUGGUUCAGACAAACAACAGGGCUGCACAUUGAGUGAACAAUGUAAACUGGGUUGGAAAUGGUAGAGGACAGUGACAACCAGUGGAUGAUUUUGCAGUGGAGCGGAGGAAUAUUUUUGAGCAGCAGAAUAAUUCUCUGAGCGUAGGGAAUUGGCCGAUUAAAAAUGUCUAGUCACUAAACUCUUAACCAUUAACAGACACACUUCAAGAAGAGACUCAAUGCUGACGUGCCGCUGCAAACACUGCUGAUAAACAGGGGCCACAAAACCAAACUGUAGGAUUAUGAUAGUGUUAAGAAAAUGUAUAGGGAAAUAGGUUUGGACAAAAUUAUAACUUAAGAUCAUUUUGUAGCACUACAAUGAAAUGUGUGUCCAGACUUUUACUUUACACUCUAUAAAGGCUAAAACCAACAGCCAUACAACCCCGUAUGUCCCACUUUUUAAACUAACAUUGUUAUUUUGGUCAACCCCUGUAUAUGCCAACACUUACACCAUUUUAUAAUCCAUGGAUUUUUUUCUUUUAAUAAAUGAUCCACUUGCUCAUUCCCAUAAUGCAGCACCUCCCCGGCCAUACUGACAUCAUCGCAGCCAUCAGCUACCGGGAAAUACUGACUGUGGUAGUAUGACAUCAUUCAUAGUUAUUAUGGAUAUUGCAAAUAUUGCUGACAAACAACUUGCAUCCUCUGAAUUUAGUCUUGCGUUUUUAUGAUAAACACCAGGAAAUGAAUGCAACUUUCUUGCAAAUGCCUACAAUAGAUGGUGUAUGUUUGAGUGUAUUUAGGACUUUAGUGACUCAUGUCAAGCAAAGUGUUGCUCUUUGUCACUUUACCUUCCUUCUGAUAACUUUAGCGUUCUGUAGUAGUAGUAAAUUUACAAAGGUCCAAAUGUUGAAUAUCGAACAAAUAUGCAGAAGAUAAGCUGAAACUACCUGUACAUAUAUGUUUAAAUAAAGAGCAUCUUUCAGGAA